AAGUGCGUAGCAUAUUGAAGGUAACAACAGCAAUAAAACAAUAAUAGCUCGGAAACAAAUCACCAUCGGUGCAUGGGUCAACAUCAUAAUCUAAAAGCGCAUCUGUACAACAACAUUUCGAAACGGUUAUAAUGAGCCAAAUCGCACGCAAGCAACUAAGCAACUAAACAACUAAGCGACUGAGCGGCUAAGCGGUUACGCAUUCCAGAGACGUGGCAACAACAGCCCGAUGCAAGCUAAACGCGAAACCCAUAAAUCAUAAUAAAGCGUUCGCUGACGAAUUGCUGCCCCUCCGUUGAACAUUCCGUCUUCAAUUUUCGCGCUUUGUUUGGAUCCACGCGCUCGUUGCCGACGGCUCCGGCAACAUUUACACAACGCAACGCUGCGAGGUCUGAAUGCCACUGCUUUUGGCAAUGCCCGAACCAGAACGUUCUCUGUCUCUAAUGACAGUGGCCGAUGUUGCCGCCGCAAUGCCCGUGGCGGAGGUGACAAAGUCGCCAACUCGAACCACUCCAACGGUGGCUGCGACAAGCAGGCCGAAUGCGUCCAGUCAUUCUAUGCCUAUCAAACAGCAAUCAAAUACAGUCUUAGCCUCAAAUGUACUGACAUCAACAGCAAUAGCAACAACAGCAUUGACAACAACGGCCGCAGUAACCGGCGCAUUAGCCGGCACAAUGCUUACGGCAAUGGCUCCAUCGAGUACGGCGAUAAGAACAGCAGCCACUACAGGUGUUAAUAGCCAAAUUACAGACGAGAGAGGUAGCGUUACCUCGCCACAUCAUCACUCAACAGUUGGCGUUGUUAGCAGCAAUUAUGUAGUAAAUGAAAUUGCCACCGCCAGCAGCAGCAAGCCCGACGGAGCGAACGCAGCCGACGCAGACAACAUCAAUGGCAGUGUGUUUGGUGGCCGUUAUGACGGCGUGUCCGAUACUUCAUCAAAUCGACACCAUCGCCGACAUUUGAAUGGCAAUAGCCAGCAAGCUAACAAUUGCGACGACGACUACGACGACGUCAACAACGACGGCCACGACGACGGAGACAAGGUUAAUUGUUACGCUUCAGGCACCCGCUCCCCUCUGUGGCACGUCGGCGAUAAGCAAAUCUCCCCCGCUGCCCCAACAGCUCUAACGUCGGCAACAGCUUGCUGGCAUGGGUGUUAUUCGCCCACUCGCCACCAAGAGAAUGAAUCAUCAAUUAGCGCUGAUGGAGUGACGACAGCACCAUCGCCGCAUUAUCCGCAAAUUCACGUCAAACAGGAAUUCCUUCAAACGCAAUACAUGCAAGCCGAAGACGAGGUUGCGCACGGAGAUGAAGAGCGAACAAAUGAUAACAGACAGACGGUGCACACAGCUGAAGCUGCUCCCGUCAAGCAAGAGACGGCGACAUCGAAGGUUCUCGGCGCAUCAAAGGGGCUUUUUAUACACUGCCCCUGGCAUUUAUCACCGUUCAACUUAAGCUCAAACUCACGAACACCAGCGCCAGCGCCAACGCCAACAACAACUUCAUUCGCCGUUGCUGCAAUAAAUGCAAUGGACAAUCAAAAUGUACAUUAUAACGGUAUUUACCCUUUACCCCUACCUGGUCAACUGUUAGCCGAUGUCACCAAAGGUUCAGAAAACACACUUCCCCAAGCCGAGCUGCAGCCAUUCCAGUUGGAUCAUUUGGAGUAUAUGAAAUCAAUUAACUCCGCAAUGUUAGCGCAAAUCGAGGAAAAUAGCUCUUUGAGCACUCAACUAACAAUUAACAAGCUUCCGAGUUUAUUUGGCAGUUUAUAUAAUCAACCUAAUGGAAGUUAUAUAAAAAAAGGAUUGCAUAAUAAACUGUUUCAGCAAGAGACUGAAGAGGCAAGUGGAGUCACUGCAGAAGCUGGGAAAUCCCCAACGCUUCAACAGGUGUUCGAAACUGCCAGGUCCAAUCGACUGACGACGUUGUCUAUACCUCAUGUUCGUCUACCAUCCGGUGAACGCCUAAAUGACUCCCUCAUCCCAAUGACCCACGCAGAAUCAGAACCCACAAAAAAAGUGAAUGGCAAUGUUUCCCUAGCAGCUCUUCACAAUAUUCAGCUCCAAACGCCGCCAUCAUCUUCGCCGCAGCAAAUGGCCGAACUAUUUCUGCAACCAACGCUGUUACCUCAACGCAUGCUUCAGUUUCCACAGACCCCGCCUGUUGCGACUAACUUAAAGGUACCCAAAGUGGGGCAACCAUAUCAUGAUAACUUUCGCAAUCAAUAUAGAAAUCAAAUGUCCAAUAACGCUGACACCUUGGUCUCGGCCGCCGAAUCUCUGCAAUUAUACAAAUCCAUAUCAGAACACCAACCGCCUCUGAACAAAGUUGGGUUGCAAACCAAGAGUACAAUGACAGGUCCUUUCCCAUUCAGAAACGACCCAACCACAGCCAACUCGGCAGCAGUGGCGACUCCAACAAAUAUGUCAGCAUCGAUGGAAAUGAAAGCGCAACCAGCAACAAUGGGGGCACUAAUUAAUACGUUUCAGCCUUCAUUUAUCUCCAUACCUCACACAUCAUCAACAACUCCAAUGUUUGCGCACCGGAAGCCACCUCCUCCACCACCCUAUUCCCUUAAACACCACAGAGACUGGAAAGUAGAAGAAACGUCAUCUCACGAGACGUCUACAUCGGCGCUGCCGUCAUACGUUAGAAAGUCAUUAACCCAGAAUGCCAACAACACUCAUGGUGCCGCGUCUAACGACCAAACGGCGAGACUUUCUCAACUAACGAAUACCCACAAACACACCCACAACCAGGACCACGUCCACAAUAAAACCAAAAGCAAGCAGAAACAAAGGCAAAAGCAAAAACAAACACAAAAAUCGAAACAAAAGCAACCAGACUAUGAACAGGAGUGCGUAACAUACACAUCCUUGGGUUAUACUAGCAAUGGAGAGCAAUUGUUCGUGCGGCAUUUUCACGAGAGAGAUCGUCUCAUACGAGAGCAUCAAUUAAAGCAUCGCAUAUGCAACACCUUCAGUGCUAACAACGACGAUUUUGAUGGUGAUGGACGCGGUCGGCAAACAACUACACAUCACGAAGAGACGACAGCAUGUCUGGGGUCACCCGGAAUCUGUGAAAGCCUUGAAAGCGUCGCGGUAGCCACAACAAAGACCACGUCAGCAUCGACUGUUGCUGUUGCCGUUGCUGCUGAUGCUGCGAAUGGCAUUGCCUUUGUUAAUAACGCUAGCACUAAUUCUAAUUGGCAUGGUGUCUGCCGUAGUGUUGAUGACAUUGUGCCGCCACUGGACCAAGACCAAACCGAGCGGGCGACAGCGACAGUGGCAGUGGGUGCUCUUGCUGGCGUUCGUAUCGACGACACUGCGGCUGCGAGGGAUGAUUUGGCGCGAUUCGAGGAAAUGACGACACGAGACAAUGCACUAAUCUCAACGACCACAGACACGUCCCCCAAAGUCAUGGAUAGAUGCGCGCUCCACACGCAGGUGACGAAACAAAGAAGUGCGAAUGUUCCAAUGGCAGAUCCAUUCAAUGGACACAUGCGAUACUCGCCGUCACCACUUCGCUCAGCAGCCGGCGACAACGAUAGGCAUGAAGAUGGAGGGUGUGCUGAGCAGUUUAAGCGAUGUGUCCUGCCAGCGAAGAAUUUGAGUAAGAAGCGUCGUCAUGAAGUGGCCGCAGAGUCGCACGAAAUACUUGACCUUGCUCCACAAUCACCAAAGAGACUAGCGCGUUCACCACUCCGUCCUGUGACGCCGGGUGAGAUGAAUGCAAGAACCGCUGAUGAGCACUGUCAGCAGCUAUCGGAAAGUGCGUCGAACCUCUUUGCUGCGCUGCAGAGUCCACUGGCACCGCUACUGCUGCAAAAUCACCUUGGCAUGGCAGCACCAAACUAUGCUGCCAGUGAAAUGCAGCAGGCGUUCCAGCUCCAACUGCAAAGCUAUGUAGAUAUGAUGCGUCAAGUAGCGCCAGAUAAUUUUCAAAAUCCAACAGCUACGCAUUUCCUGCUCCAAAACUCUCUCCAAGCCAUGGCUCAGUUUCAAGCUUUGCAACAAUUGAAACAACAACAACAGCUACAACAAGAGCUGCAACAACAUUUUGAAAGCGAAGAACACCCACCCACGAGCAGAUUUAAUUCCCAAGGCACGCCAGCACGAGGAAUAAAACAUUUUUCCACGCCGUUGGUCUCAUCACCAUUGCGUAGCCCCUCUUUAAGUCCAGUUAGUCGGCGUCACAUGAAAUCCUAUAAGCUUACACAAGACGAUGAAGAAGAAGAAAGCGGCAACGCAAACUCUUCGCAGCAGACCACACCACCUAAUUCUGCCUUGGGUCUACAAAUGGGCAGCGCCAUCUUAACGCCAAAUACGCCCGGCAUGUCUUCCAUAUUCCCCAACACGUUACCCGGCGCAACAAUGAGCUUCAGCAGUACACCACAAAACAACAAAGCGGUCGGGCCAAACACAAUGUCGGCAGCAGCACGCUCUCUCGACCAAUCGCCCGAAGAGACAACCGAUCUGGAAGAACUCGAACAAUUCGCCAAAACUUUCAAACAGCGCCGUAUCAAACUCGGCUUCACGCAAGGCGAUGUUGGCUUGGCAAUGGGAAAAUUGUACGGCAAUGACUUCUCGCAAACCACCAUCUCACGAUUUGAAGCACUCAACCUCAGCUUCAAAAACAUGUGCAAACUAAAGCCGCUGCUGCAAAAAUGGCUGGCUGAUGCAGACAAUACAAUAUCAAAAACGGGCGGUGUGUUCUCACUGAGCUCCAUGACAACAACGCUCACUACACCCGAAAACAUAAUUGGACGAAGACGCAAAAAGCGCACCUCCAUCGAGACCAACGUUCGCAGCACACUCGAAAAGGCAUUCAUGGUCAACUGCAAACCCACUUCAGAGGACAUCAAUAAUUUGGCGGAUCAACUAAAUAUGGACAAAGAAGUGGUGCGCGUUUGGUUUUGCAAUCGGCGGCAAAAGGAGAAACGCAUCAAUCCCGCCAUGGACCUGGACAGUCCGACAGGCACACCACUCAGCAGCCACAUCUUCGGAUUCCCCGCAAAAGCGCUCAGUAUGUCAAACAGCCAAGAAGCCUCCUCAAUGUGCGGCAGCUCGAUUAGCUCCUUGUCGCCACAUUGCGCGAGCAAGCAAGAAUGAUCCCUAGGCCACAGUGAUGUGAAUCGAAAAAAGUCCUAUCGGGAAAUAAGCAAACCCCAUUCGUCAUACCUGCAGAGCUUGGCACCGCCGCUACAUUCGAGCCCGUUCUUCGAGAACCGCCAGGCUUUGCAAAGGAUUUGGCACUUCUGCGAGCAACCGUCGUCGUUUGCGUCGAACUCGUUCGAUACAUAUUCACAUUACACGGAGCUGAUCUAAACAUAUUCACACAACCAUACAUACCUAAGCUAAACAAAUGUGUAUAUACAAAAACUAAGUAUUUAAGUAAUGUAGCGCUAAAAUAUAGACAUUACUUUUACGAAAGUCUAUCUCUUGAUCAUAUCAACGCCCGGCCACAGACAGAGCCAUAAUUUAAUUAUAAUUAUUUAAGCAAUUACAAGUUCCAAAUGUGUAUUUUAAAUGUUUGUACAAUCUAUCACUCAAGUAUUACACAGUUAUGUAACAGUUAUGUAAUGCGUAACGUACAUUUAUAUGUGCUCUUCGGCUACAGCGACAACGACUUGUGGCGAGUCUGAAGAGUUGGUAGUAUAUAUGUAUUUCAAUUUGUUUUUGGAAUGAAAUUAACCGAAUAUGUACAUAUAUUAUUUACACACAUACAUGGGCAAGCAUUUGUGUAUGUAUGUAAACGCAUUGAAUGUGUGUGUAAGUCGCAUUUAAUGAAAUUACUUCGUCAAGGUUCCUAUAUUUAUGUUCAAAUCCAGUUCAUGUAAUUAUUUAUGCGCAACACAUGUUCAAUUCAGGCGAGUCUAGUAUAUUUUUUAUUAGUUUUUUGUUUCUCACACUCGAAGAAUUUGAAGUGAAUCGCACGAAGCCCCAAAUGCCGAUCUUCCAUUAAAAAGCAAUUUUUAAAAUCCGCAAAUAUUUUCAAGUGCUUUUCGAAUUUUUACAAACAAACAUAUGCAUACAUACAUACAUAUAUACAUGCGUACAUACACACAAUCACAGAUAAUUGGGUAUUGCUUUUCGAAAUUUCUGGAAAAGUUUUGAUUUCGAAAAUCAGCAUUCAAUGUCUCCAAAUCUUUUUUCAACAUUUUCGCCUUUUAUUCUUUGUAUGUAUGUAUCAUAAAGAUCGAUUUUUUUUAAUUUGGUUUCUCUAACAUUAAAUGUGCAUUCAUAUUAAUUUUAUUAAAGCAAGGCUCACUGCGCGCAGCUUCCGAAAUAAGCCUGUGUGCAGAUUGUGCUGGAAUUGGUUUGCGUUUUAUAGUUUGAACUGCACUUUCCACUAGAAAAUGUUUGCCAAUUCCAAUUCUCCUAUUCAAAUAACAUUUCUAAUAUUUCUGCAAAACUGUUCAAACUUUUUGGAGGCUUUCGUGCAUUUUAUGUUGCUAAUUGUAAAUCCACUUCAGGUUGAGCCGAGUGCUUAUAUGGUGUAUAUUGUAUAGGAAAUUUUAAACUUCUUAUUAAAUUAUUACUUGUAACUGUAUACAUAUGAACUUCGAUUAUACUAAAUUAUAAAAUAAUUAAUGUAGAUUUGUAGAAAAAUAAAUGAGUUCACACCGAACGCAAGGAUAUCAAUACAAAUAAAAAC
Bactrocera neohumeralis is the source of this 6660-nucleotide messenger RNA. RefSeq lists its product as uncharacterized. Gene Ontology annotation, biological process: regulation of transcription by RNA polymerase II. Gene Ontology annotation, molecular function: RNA polymerase II cis-regulatory region sequence-specific DNA binding; DNA-binding transcription factor activity, RNA polymerase II-specific. NCBI's taxonomy places the organism in Eukaryota, Metazoa, Arthropoda, Insecta, Diptera, Tephritidae. The record is from RefSeq and is a predicted model, not a curated record. The transcript is spliced from 4 exons. The coding region runs from base 396 to 5114 and encodes 1572 amino acids.